This is a messenger RNA of Rhipicephalus microplus (southern cattle tick), 2174 nucleotides long. Its product is annotated as putative ATP-dependent RNA helicase DHX34. Lineage: Eukaryota; Metazoa; Arthropoda; Arachnida; Ixodida; Ixodidae. Gene Ontology annotation, cellular component: intracellular anatomical structure. Gene Ontology annotation, molecular function: helicase activity; ATP binding; RNA binding. The record is from RefSeq and is a predicted model, not a curated record.
CGCGAAAAACGUUAGUACCAACCACAAUGGGUAGAGGUCACGAUAGGAGGCACUAUCACAAGUUCAGUCGCAAACGAAAGCACAGCGACGACCGGGGCGACAGCGAUCGCAGCAAACACGGACGACGAUGCAGCUCGUCGUCGAGGAAUGGCAGUGACGGUCACGGAGAUCCCGACGGUGGCCACAAAGAGCUCGGCCGACGGCACAGUUCAACCAGACGCGACAGUGGCGACUACCCAGAUGACCGCCGCAGUGCGAUUAGAAAUUUUGCUCAGCGAGAACGCUCACCAAAUGACUCCGUCCGCGUCCAACCUACAGCACGGAAACAGAGUCAAACUGGGGAACGUGAGAAUCUGUCCCUGUUUCGACAUGAACUUUCUCGAAUAUUUUUUGGCGACAACAGUCCCAUCAACAGGAAUUCUAAGCAAUACGACAACUUCUGGACGUUCCUCAAGAAGUAUGAAGAGCGAAAGCAGAAAACUGCACUUGAGGCUGGCACUUCGAAAGCUGACCCACAGGAGUGUGCUGAGCCGUCACUGGGCCUGCCUCCAACUUACGACCCCGUCCACAAAGUGAACUUUUGCAUAUUCACAGAGGAGCCCAAAGUGCUCAUGCUUGACGCCGGCGUUCAUAUCGACAGCAGUGACGCGUCGCACUCCCUCACUGAAGAAGACGUGGCUGAAGUCCGAACUGUCUUCCAUCUGUACCUCGACUUUCUGCAGAGGCAAAAGUUCCAGAAGCUCAAGAAGCUGCGCGAGUUCCAAAAGAACCUCCCAAUAGCUCAGUACAAGGACACCAUCCUGAAAGUGGUGUCGGAGAACAGCGUCGUGCUGAUCGCCGGCGACACCGGCUGCGGCAAAUCUACCCAGAUACCGCAGUACCUGCUCGGCUCAGGACUGGAAGGCAUCGCGUGCACACAGCCACGCAGGAUUGCUGCUAUCUCCCUCUGCAAGCGUGUCGCCUACGAGACGUUGAAUGAGUACAGGACUCACAUUGGUUACCAAAUUCGGUUUGAGAAGCAUCGCAGCAAACACACAAAGAUGUUGUUCCUGACGGAGGGACUGUUGUUGCGGCAGAUUGCCAGUGACCCCAUGCUGAAGGAUUACAAUGUCAUCAUACUCGACGAGAUCCAUGAACGUCACCUGACGUGUGACUUCCUCUUGGGAGUGGUGAAGUGCCUCAUGCAGCACAGGAGGGACUUGAAGAUCAUCCUGAUGUCUGCAACCAUCAACAUUCAGCUUUUCUCCCAGUAUUUCUACAACUGUCCCGUAGUACAGGUUCCUGGCCGCCUGUUCCCUAUUCAAGUGCAAUACCACCCCGUCACUGUGGAGGAGAAGCGUUCUCGUACAGGGCGCCUCGAUCCGGCGCCUUACGUCAAGCUGUUGAGCCUCAUCGACAACAAGUACCCCAGCAACGAGCGUGGUGACUUGCUGGUGUUCCUGAGUGGCAUGAGCGAGAUUUCGGCCGUGCAGGAGGCGGCAGAAGAAUACGCCAACCAGAACGGCCACUGGAUCGUCCUCCCCUUGCACAGUACACUCUCACUGGCUGAACAGGACAAGGUGUUUGACUACGCACCGGAAAAGACGCGGAAGUGCAUUCUGUCCACCAACAUUGCCGAGACAUCCGUGACCAUUGACGGCGUUCGGUUUGUCGUUGACUCAGGCAAGGUGAAGGAGAUGAGCUACGAUUCGGCCAGUCACAUGCAAAAGCUCAAGGAGUUCUGGAUCAGCCGUGCCAGUGCCGAACAACGCAAAGGCCGUGCAGGCAGAACGGGUCCUGGCGUGUGUUUCCGGCUUUACUCCGAGGCAGAGUACGAGUCGCUGGCCGCGUACUCGAUGCCAGAGAUCCAGCGCGUGCCCCUCAACUCGCUGCUGCUGCAGCUCGUGGCGCUCGGGCUGCCGGACGUGCGGAAGUUUCCCUUCCUGGAACCGCCAUCCUCAGAGAGCAUAGAGGAGGCUGUGCAGACACUCAAGGAACAGACUUGGCUGCUGUACGCCGUCGCCCUGGCUGGCCACCUCAUGUGGGAUCUCCCACAGAAGAGCACUCGGCUGCUGUACGCCGUUGCCCUGGCCAGCCACCUCGUGUGGGAUCUCCCAGAGAAGAGCGUGUGUUCAAGUGCCAAGUGUGUGCCUAUACUACAAGUAGACACAGUCAUAUGGCAGAACAUCAAAUGA